Messenger RNA from Cygnus atratus (black swan), 1154 nucleotides. It is a transcript of the gene DMAC2L, whose product is annotated as distal membrane arm assembly component 2 like. The transcript is spliced from 5 exons. NCBI's taxonomy places the organism in Eukaryota, Metazoa, Chordata, Aves, Anseriformes, Anatidae. The record is from RefSeq and is a predicted model, not a curated record. The coding region runs from base 88 to 687 and encodes 199 amino acids.
GUACACCGCGCCGGGGCGGGCUCCUCCUUCUCUUUCUCCUCCUCCUCCUCCUCCUCCGCUCCGAGAGGCGAGGUGGUGGCGGACGUGAUGCCGGUGGGCAGAGCCGUGCCAACAGCACGCAGCCUGGGCAAGGUGCUGGCUCCGGGCGCGAGCAGACACUUCUGGGGGUGGCUGAACGCCGUGUUCAACAAAGUGGACUAUGAACGCAUACAAGCAGUUGGACCAGACAGGGCAGCUUCAGAGUGGCUGCUGCGGUGCGGUGCCUUGGUGCGCUAUCAAGGCUCUGAGAAAUGGCAGCAGGACUACAACGGUCUCCCCACUGGGCCCUUGGGGAAAUACAAGAUAGAAGCAAUUAAUGCCACCGAGUCUUGUAUCAUGUACAGAGGAUUUGACUAUUUGGAUGGUCUCGAACAUGUUUCAGAAAUCAAGCUGCAGAAGUGUAUUUACAUACAAGACGAGUGUCUGAAGAGGCUCAGUGAGACUAAGAAUCUACAGAAGAGUCUCCUGCAACUGAAGAUAAUUUCCUGUGGGAACGUCACAGAUAAAGGCAUCAUUGCACUUCACAAGCUGACGAACCUUGAAUAUUUGUAUCUGAGUGACCUUCCUGGAAUAAGACAGAAAGAAACUACUGCUCGCGUCCUUCAGCAGGCACUGCCAAACUUAGAGCUGGAGCUGGAUUUAGAAUAAAUGCAAUUUCACAUAAAUGAAAGGUAUUUGAUUUCAUAGUAUUUAUCAUAUGUUGCAUAAAUGAAGUUGUAGAUGUUACCAUAUUUGCAGGUAUGGAAAUAAGCCCACAUCUCUCAAUCCAGCCUUAAAAGCUGUAUGCAAUCUGUUGACAAAAUAUGGAAAUUAAAUUUCACUGUGCUUAAACUAUGUGGUGAACCAACAACCGUGAAGGCAGGAUUCUGUAUAAUUUUAUUUUCUGAUUUUAUAGGAGCUGUUAAUUCAUCAAUUAGAAGUUAUAAAAUAUUUCAUUGCACGGAAAUUCAAGUGCAAAAUGUCAGUGAAAAGAAUGUCAGUGUUGUGAAACAGCAGUGCUGUACAGCUUUAUUAAAUGGUGCGGAGGCUGUGUAAAUAUUUAGCCUCUGAGCAUCUCACCCGGUCAAUGGGUGACAGUUUUAUAAAUAGCCUAUGGGCCUUUUUCCUGUUCUUCA